Periophthalmus magnuspinnatus is the source of this 1882-nucleotide messenger RNA. It is a transcript of the gene taf15, whose product is annotated as TAF15 RNA polymerase II, TATA box binding protein (TBP)-associated factor. Gene Ontology annotation, molecular function: transcription coregulator activity; RNA binding. The record is from RefSeq and is a predicted model, not a curated record. Gene Ontology annotation, cellular component: nucleus. Bases 137 to 1552 code for a protein of 471 amino acids. Gene Ontology annotation, biological process: regulation of DNA-templated transcription. Lineage: Eukaryota; Metazoa; Chordata; Actinopteri; Gobiiformes; Gobiidae. The transcript is spliced from 16 exons.
GCGGAAGAGCCUCUUAGAAGCGCUCGUUGUGGACGAGGCCUGGUUUUGUAGGGCUGCGUUUAUGUCUUUGGGGUUUUUAAUCGGUCAGUCAAAGGGAGAAUCAGUUGUUUUUUAAAGAUUUAAAACGUUGUGAAGGAUGUCUGCGGAUUCGGGGUACGGCCAGCAAGGCGGUCCACAAAGCUAUGGAUCUUAUGGUGGACAGGCUGCAAGCGGCCAGGGAUAUGGGCAAGGAAAUGGCACUGGCUCAUAUGGAGCUCAAACUUACAGUGGCUAUGGCCAGCAACCAGCAACUCAAGAAAAUUAUGGGCAGUCUAAUGUGAGUGGCUAUGGUCAGCAACAGACUGCCUAUGAAGGAUAUGGACAGGACACAUCUGCGUAUGGAGACAAGUCUUCUUCCUAUGGCCAACAAGCUUCAGGGUCUUAUGGCCAGCAAGCUUCAUAUGGGCAGCAGCCGCCAACAGCUUCCUAUGGCCAGCCAAGCUCCUACGGCAGUCAGAGUCAAGGAGGAGACACUUAUGGAAACCAGGGUGGCAGUGGUGGCUAUGGAGGAGGCGGAGGAAGCAGCAGCAGCAGCAGCAGUGGUGGUGGCUAUGGAAGAUGGAAUGAUGGUGAAGACAGUGGUCAAGGUGGGAGGUUUGGUGACCGAUCAGAAGGAGGCGGGUUCAGAGGCCGAGGGCGUGGUGGCUAUGAUCGCGGCAGUAGUUAUGACCGCAGUGGGGGGUACGACCGUGGCGGUGGAGGGGGCUACGAUCGCAGUGGUGGCUAUGACCGUGGUGGAUACGACCGGGGUGGAAGAGGAGGACCUCCUGGUAUGGGAGGUGGUGACCGUGGUGGCUACAAAAAUUUCGGUGGAUCUCGAGACUAUGGCUCCAGGGAUGAACCAGCUGGUGAGCAGGAUAACUCUGACAACAACACAAUCUUUGUACAAGGACUGGGAGAGGAUGUGUCGGUUCAGGAAGUUGCUGAUUACUUCAAACAAAUUGGAGUCAUCAAGGUGAACAAGAAAACUGGCCUGCCUAUGAUCAAUAUCUACAAUGAUAAGGUCACUGGUCGUCCUAAAGGAGAAGCAACAGUAUCGUUUGAUGACCCUCCUUCUGCCAAAGCUGCCAUUGACUGGUUUGAUGGUAAAGAAUUCAAUGGCAAACCACUUAAAGUAUCUUUUGCAACCCGGAGAGCUGAGUUCACCCAACGUGGAGGCGGCAGAGGUGGACGCGGAGGUUUCAGAGGUCGUGGAGGUGGUGGUCCCAACUUUGAUAUUAAAGGAGGUGACUGGCCCUGUCCAAACAGUUCUUGUGGCAACAUGAAUUUUGCUCGACGGCAUGAGUGUAAUAAGUGUGGCGCGCCCAAACCUGAUGGUGGUGGCGGCGGCGGCGGCGGUGGAGGCCGAGGUGGCUUUGGCGGAGACCGGGGUGGUGGCUACAGAGGACGUGGUGGAGGUUUCCGUGGAGACCGUGGAGGCUAUGAAAGGGGAGGUGGUGGCGGAUAUGGAGGUGGUUUCAAAAUGGGAGGAAGAGGUGACCGCAGAGACGACAGACGAGACCGGCCAUACUGAACGUGUCGAGAAUUGACUCAAUUUUUAGCUCUUGGGUUUUGUUUAAGUCAGAGGAAAACAUCAAGUAUGACUUGUGUACCUAUGUCAUAGCCAGUCCAUCUCAAUGUAAACAUCAGUCAAUGUUGUGAUGAACUACUGUGAGAGGUCUCUGGGCAAUGUUAUCUUUUUGUUUUAUUUCAUGUACAUGUUUUAAUUUGCAGAUCCUAGUUGCAGUUAUGAGUAAUAGGCCUGUUACGUGUAAUAGGCCUGACGCAUUGUUUUGUAUGAAAGAUUGUUUUACGUGGUUCUUUUCCAAAAUGAUAUUAAACUGUGAUCUUUUCUCGUCUUUUG